Molecule: messenger RNA, 717 nt
Organism: Urocitellus parryii (Arctic ground squirrel)
Lineage: Eukaryota; Metazoa; Chordata; Mammalia; Rodentia; Sciuridae
Source: RefSeq, a predicted model, not a curated record
AUGUCCAAAGGGGACUUAGCCCAGAUCAGCCAUAAUAAGAGGAAGACAGCCCGGAGAACGGCAAGCAGGGAGAGACUGCAUAUUGGACAAAUGCAUUAUAAGUGCAGUGAAUGGGGGAAAGUUUUCAGUCACAAAGAUAGACUUGUCCAGCACCAGAGGAUCCACACUGGAGAAGGGCCAUAUGAGUGCAGUGAAUGUGGAAAAGCCUUUAGUCAAAAAGACAACCUGGGCUGGGGAUACAACCUUAUUCAGCAUAAGAAAAUCCACCCAGGAGAAAUGCCUUGUAAGUGUUGUGAAUGUGGAAAAUACUUUAGCCAUCACUCUAGCCUAAUUGUACACCAGAGAGUGCACAGGAGAGCAAGGCAUCACAAGUGCAAUGAUUGUGGGAAAGUCUCCAGACACAAAUCCACACUUUUACAGCAUGAAAGCAACCAUACAAGAGAAAAUCCUUAUGAUUGCCGUGAUUGUGGGAAAUCCUUUGGCCACAAAUACACUCUCAUUCAACAUCAGCAAAUUCACACUGAGACAAAGCCUUUUGAGUGCACCGAAUGUGGGAAAUUCCUUAGACGAAGCUCUGACUUUAUUGCACACCAGAGGGAUCACACAAAGGAAAGGUCUUUUGUGUGCAGUAAAUGUGGGAAAGACUUCAUCAGAACCUCCCACGUUGUUCGGCAUCAGAAAGUACACACAGGAGAAAGGCCCAAGGAGUGCAGUUGA